UCCUCUGGUGGCUUCUAGGUGGAGUCUAAGGUCCCUGGCUGGAUUGAGCGGGUCCUUGGUAUUAAGCAAGAGGAGGUGCAGGCCCAGCUUCAUGACCUGGAACACAGAAUCGUGAGUCAUGUGGCCCAAGAGUGGCCCAAGUCUGUGAGCAAAGCUGCUGCCAUCUUAAGACUGAGCCUUCUGAAGGAAGGAAUGACCACCGGCGUGACGAAGGAGGAAGUGAACCAGAUCAUAAAGCAGGCCCUGAAAGAACACAGUGAAGAUCGAAUCGGGCUUGUGGAUUAUGCCCUGGAGUCCUCAGGAGCCAGCAUUGUCAGUAGCGGCUCGUCAGAGACAUACGGCAUCAGGACGGAGUGGUCUGCCCAUUUCACUCUGUUGGGCAUCCCAUUGUGGCGCUAUUUCCAGUCGCCAAGAGUCAUCCUCCAGCCAGAUGUCUACCCUGGCAACUGCUGGGCAUUCCGGGGCCCGCGGGGCUUUGUCGUGGUGCGCUUGUCUGCUCGGAUCCAGCUCACUGCCAUCACUUUGGAGCACGUGCCCAAAGCCCUGUCCCCAAACAGUGACAUCCCCAGUGCCCCAAAGGACUUUGUCAUCUUGGGUCUCAAUGAAGAUUCCCAGAUGGAGGGGGUUGCCCUGGGGCAGUUCACCUAUGAGAAUGCUGGGGAGGCCAUUCAGACCUUCCCCUUUCAGGGCAACGGCACAGCUCCAUACCAACUGGUAGAGCUUCGAGUAUUGAGUAACUGGGGUCACCCGGACUAUACCUGCAUUUACCGUUUCCGGGUCCAUGGCAAGCCUGCCAAUUAGCACCUCCCUCCGGGAUCCCUUCACCCUUUCCUCCUUCCACCACCAGCAAGCAGCUCCCCCACCUCCUCCUCCCUCCCCCAGGCUCAUUCCCUUCUGGCCGCUGAGACAUCUGGGAGAGAGACAUCUGGAAGGUGGGAGCCCACCUCCGUGGAGCCAUCUUGUCCCACCCAGGCCUCUCUGAUAUGGACUAGACCACCAGCUGAGCGAUUUCUCUUUCAAUCCCCAUCAUCUGCAGGGUCAGGUUGCCCAGCUUCCUGCCAGGCCCUGCCCACCUCCAAGAGGUGUAGAAAUAGUUUUCUAUCAUGUGUUGGGGGUGUGGUAGGGACUAAUGAAGACCUUGCUAUGCUCAGCAGCAGUCCCACAGAAACACAGCUUACACCAACUUGGCUCUAGGGCAAUGACAAAUUGGGCAGCUGCAAAGGGCACACUGGUAGCCAGUCUGACAUGGGCAUGCUCCAGUAGGUGGCUAAUGCCACUCUCCAGGGGAACUUGCGUGAUUCUCUUCACCAUCGGCCAUGAUGGGUGCCGUCUUUGAAAUGGGAAGUAACUGGGAAUGACCACACUUGUCUUGGCUUUUGAUUCUGACAAGACCAGCAGCCUGGAUUUGCGCUGUCUCCUUUGGGACCAUCAGCGAAUGUGCUUGUGGCUAUGCUGAGCAGGAGACUGGCCGGGAUCCUGUUGAUAUUGGCCCUUGCCUUGCCCUGUCUAGGGCUGGUGUUGAGCUGAUGCUGCCCUGUAUCCCUGGGGCAGACGUGACAUGGCCCAGGUGCCUCUGCGGGGAAACAGGCCAUUGGAGACUCAUCAGACUCUUGCUCUGCACUUGGAUUCUAGUUCCUUUUGGGACAUGUUAUCACAUGGGCAGGUGUUAAGUUGAUUGGGAUAGGGUGGGGGAGGGGCUUAUUGGAGUUAAGGCUGGGAUGGGAGAGGGAGGGCACAUUUUUUGGGCCUCCUGGCCAUUGUAUUAUGUAGAUAAAGAUGUUUGUAUUUAUCUAGAGAUCUAUUUCAUGCUUCUUUUACAUCAGAUAGAAAAGCUAAGGGCUACAUUCUUGGGUGCCUCCCCAGGUCCCCAGGGUGAUAGUCACUGCAGCUUCAGCUUGGACGUGGGGGGCUGGCCAUGAAAUACUGAUGGCCACAGAGAUAUCGCUGUCCUUUCUGCCUCUUACCAUCAGGGGGGAAGGCAGCAGUUCAUACCACAGGGCUGGUCACUGCCUCCAGAAGGCAGCAGGGGCGACCCACUCUUCUGCAGGUUUCAAGGGCCAGCAGCAGCAAGUUCUGGGCUGACCCCAGCUGCCCCUCAGCCCAAUCUGACAACCAUAUAACAGAAUGACUUUUGCCUUUCAACAGUCAUGAUACCGGACAUUCUGGAGAGCCUCGGCUCUAUCUUACUACAUAUAGGAUAACAUGUAGUAGCUUUCAGCCCCCAAAUUUUAGGUUAUCAAUGCUGGCCCUGCAUUCAUGUGUGUGUAUGUUUUAUAUGUGUGGGUCAGGUUUCUUGGUAUAUACACUUUAUCUGGCUUAUUUCAAUAUCAAUAAUAAUUCAAAGAGUAAAGAAAUUGUUUAUUUAA
This is a messenger RNA of Vombatus ursinus (common wombat), 2366 nucleotides long. Its product is annotated as SUN domain-containing protein 2-like. The record is from RefSeq and is a predicted model, not a curated record. The transcript is spliced from 6 exons. Gene Ontology annotation, biological process: nuclear envelope organization. Gene Ontology annotation, molecular function: protein-membrane adaptor activity. Bases 193 to 801 code for a protein of 202 amino acids. Gene Ontology annotation, cellular component: meiotic nuclear membrane microtubule tethering complex; nuclear envelope. Lineage: Eukaryota; Metazoa; Chordata; Mammalia; Diprotodontia; Vombatidae.